Messenger RNA from Musa acuminata subsp. malaccensis (wild Malaysian banana), 3719 nucleotides. RefSeq lists its product as uncharacterized. The record is from RefSeq and is a predicted model, not a curated record. Lineage: Eukaryota; Viridiplantae; Streptophyta; Magnoliopsida; Zingiberales; Musaceae.
CUUUGCCCUAGCGGACGGAGUUCGUCGCUUCUCCCACUCUUGCGUCUCGAGGUGGCACCUAGCUGCGGCGAAACUGGCGGAACAGUUGCAAGGUUUAUUUUAGUUUGGUAGCAUACAGUAGGAUGGACUUCUUUGCUGGUGAAUGAUCCUGUAUAUAAGAGUUCACAAAACAGGAUUUGAUAUUUUCUGGUUAAAAGCAUGAACAACAAUCAUCUUGGUCCUGAUGUCCCUCUCAGGAAGUUGAUACUAUUGGCUUCCAGAAAUGAUUCAGAACUACAAUUCAUGUCUGAAGUAUCUAGAAAAAGAAAAGAUAUGGAUUCACUUCCUGAUAAUAAGAUAUCCAAUAUCGUGUUCCAUCCAGGAAAUCUGAGUCGGCACAUAGAGCACCUGCCACCUACAGAUUCAACAUUGCCACUUCCUGGACUUACACCUUCAUUAGGGGCUUCUCAGUCCAGAACUCAAGGAUUUCCUUAUGACAAUGAGUUUAUUUCUUCAAGACCUACCAAUGCACAAUCUCACUUUGGUGACCACCCAGUUUGUAGUAUGACUAGUACAUUAGGAAGCAUAUAUAUGAAAGGCGCAACUUUUAUGGAAUCUGCAAAUAAUAGUUCUGAUUCCUUUGCACUCCAACAAAAUGAACAAUUUGUUAUGGCAAAUGUAACUGCUCCACAAGUUUCUGUUUCAACUGAUGCAAGAAGUUCCACUGAUGGUAUUGGCAGGCAAGCAGAAUUAAGUAAUCUGCAGUCAUACGUUGGGAUGAAUCUGGGCCAUAUUAAUCAAAACAUAAGUUGCACGGAGGCAUAUCUGACUGCUCAGGGAUCAUAUACUGGCAUGAACUUAGGAUAUGAGAACCGUGAUUUUACAAGUAAACCACUUUCAUGCUCUAUGCCUUCUCCAUGUUUACAAUCUGUUGAACCAUCCAAAAUGAAGCUGUUUAAUAAGUGUUCUGACUUGGAUGGGGAAAGCCUUGUUAAGGAUUUUAAGGAAAGUGAAAUAACUAGAACAAAUGGCUGUUGUCAGUAUACAGAUAUUGCUGAUGAUAGUAGUACCACAAAAGACACUCCAAAUUCUGCAGAAUCAUAUUCAGUCAACAAGGGAAAAGAGGAUCGUGGUUCUCACCAGAAUCCUAGGACCUACAUAACACAAAAUGAACAGAUCAAGUAUGUUGCUGAAAAGAAUUCUUCAGUUCAUACUGAAAAGCUGUGGGAUGGGUCACUUCAGCUAAACACUUCCACAACUGUGUCUACAGUUGCCUUCUUUAAGAGUGGUGAGAAGGCUCAAGAUAUAAGAUGGUGCGACCUUUUGGAAGUUAAAGGAAAAGUGAGACUGCAGGCAUUUGAAAAAUUUAUUCAGGAGCUUCCUCGCUCUCGAACACGUGCUUUAAUGGUGAUUUCCCUAUGUUGGAAAGCUGGGUCAUCCAUAUCUGGCCUGACAGGUAUGAAGGAGGUUGCUAAAGUUUACCAAGAGAGUGAGAGGGUAGGGUUUGCACAGAUCUGUCCUGGCAUUGAUCUUUAUGUCUGCCCUCGAAGUGAGACCAUAAUAACAAUACUUGCAAAAUUUGGGUUCUUCAAGGGCAUGGCAGCAGUUGAAGAAGAUCAGAAUUCUCUAAUUGGUUGCGUUGUAUGGCGUAGAGGCUGUCAGUCUUUGGAUUCUGCUUCAAAAGCAUCAGAUAAUAAAAUAAAUUCUUUAGUAGAGAAGGCACUUAGCUCAUCUGAGGAGAUUCUAGAAACAAAUUCUCCAGUACUAAAAAAGCAGGAUGAGCAUAGUAAACAAACUCUCCUAGGCACAAGACAACAUGAUGGUAUGCAGUGCCAACACUUACCUGAAACUAGGUCCAAUAAUGCUGACAAUGCAAGUCAUAUGAGAACUGAAAUCAAGUCAAGAGAAAGUUCAUCUGUUGAUUGUAGUUCAAAAUCAGUUAGUGUUCUGCAUAUUGCCUCUUCACUACCUUAUAACUCUCCUAUUGCUCCAGUUCAAAUUUCUCCUCCACAAAAGCAGGAAUUGAGGUCGAAGGAAUGCUUAAAGAAUCCUCUAUUGUGUGCUGUCGAAGGAAGACAAACUGUCCUUGGUUCAGAACCAGCAAGAUCACUUCUCUUGCAAUCAUCUCAAAUGCUCCCAGAUAGUCAUCAGAGGAACAUUACAUGCAGUGAAAGUUCAACUUAUCCUAGUAGUUAUCCUGAUACUCUUAUGCAGUCAGCUCCUUCAAUGCCGUCUGGUUCUAUUCCUGUUCGACUACAAACAACACAAAAACCUUUCUCAAGUUCUCAAGAGGACCCUACAUCAAGUGUUUCAAAGGAUGAAAAUUAUAUAAUGCACUUCAAAAAAUCAGAAGCUCCUGCAACAAGUUCUGAACCAAGCCAAACCACUCUUCCUGGACCACCUCCUUUGCCACCAGAAGUUCUCAAGCGAAUCAUUCAAGCUAGAGCAGCUGCUGUGGCUAAGGAAACUAAUAAAGGUGUUGUCAUGGUUGAAAUCCCUGUUGGGCAUGUUUCUGAACCAAAGAAAUUUUCCAUGGUUAUUGGGCCAAGUCCUGUUCUUCCUGGACCACCUUUGUCGUUGCCACAAUCUUUGAGUGUCUGUCCAAGCCCUGUCGAUGUGGAUGAUUUACCAGAAUUCGACUUCAGUUCAACAUCCAAAUUUAUAGAAUCCCCAGGAAACAAAUAUCCUUGGUCCAGUUAUCCUAUCUCAGAAGUUCAUCCAUUCAAUAAGCAACUCCCAAGUGAUAUGGGCCAUAAUUUAACACCUCAUGGAUCAACUACUAUGCAGCCUAUAGAAGCUAGUCAAAGACAUCAGUUUUCAUAUUUUCCGGGAGAGGCAACAAACUACUAUCAAGAGAAUCCCAAACGAACAAAAUUUCAGAAGCCCAUUGUAGAUAACAAGGUUGUAGUCAGGACUUCACUGUCAUGUGAUCAACCAUCUUUAGAUGCUGAUCAGGGUUCAAUUGACCCAAGAUAUAGUAGCAGUUCUCUAAGAAAGUAUUGCUGGGAUGAUGAUGAUGAUGAUGAUAUGCCUGAGUGGUGUCCCCCAGAUCUAGAACAUGUUGACCGAACCCAAGCAACCACUGCUGUCAAUCUGUCAUCCCCUGUGCAUAAUUGGGACUUGGAAUUUGCAAGGCGGCGUUCCUUCAUCUCUCCGCUCUCAACAUCUUCAUGCCCCCCAGGAAUCCACAGUCUUCCUCGUGGUUACCUGCAUGGAAGACAAGGUUCUUCUCCCCUCAACCACAAUCCCACUGCACCAGUUCAUACGAGAUCAGCUGCUGGAUUUGAUCAUUCCAUUCAAAGGACACCUUUAGUGCAACAUGUAACCAAUUUGUCCGGCUAUCAGACCAGCAUGAGCAACAAGAUACCUUCAGAUAUCGGCAAUAGGUUUCGAAGGCCUUGACGAUUGUCGACUCGGGUUCACAUGGCUGAAAAUCCACCUGUCAAGCUCUCUAUUUUGCGUACAUAUUUAACUUGUAGAAAUUAAGAGAUAUCUAAAUUGUGCAGACAUUCGAGGAUGUGUUGUGCUGAAAGCCUUGUAGAGUUGGUAAUGCUGUUAAAGUUGUUUUAGGAUCCUUCUGAGCUUGGCUAUAGUUAUAUAUAUCAUUAGAUGUUAUCUCAAAGGCUCCUUUGAGAUUGUUCCAAGCAGCAGCCUACAUGUGCACAUAUGCAUCUUUUAUCUACGGUUGCAAAGAACAUACCUUUUGCAAUAAUUUGCAAAUGAAGUUCUCGCAAAUAGAA